Daldinia decipiens is the source of this 1572-nucleotide messenger RNA. RefSeq lists its product as uncharacterized. The transcript is spliced from 2 exons. NCBI's taxonomy places the organism in Eukaryota, Fungi, Ascomycota, Sordariomycetes, Xylariales, Hypoxylaceae. The record is from RefSeq and is a predicted model, not a curated record. The coding region runs from base 1 to 1509 and encodes 502 amino acids.
AUGUCGCUACACAGGUGGUCUUUGCCCAGUAGGGCUUUUUCCCGCGAGAAACCCAAGGAUGGCGACCCAAACCACCGCACCAGAUUCCCAACUAUACACAUUGGUGACACUAUUACUCGUCGACGCGCGAAUAUCUCCUCCGCCUUCGCAAAUUUAUUUGAGAAGGAUGAGAAUUGUACGAAUACUGCAGAAAAUAGCUGCGCUUGUCUUACUAGCAAUGAUUUGCGGCCCCUUUCCUGUAUUGAAAAUAUAACGUCGAGUACUAGGUCUAAAGUGACAAAACGUGACGAUGGAUCGGACCGAAUUGGCAAAGCCGCCUUGAAAAUGUCUGGUGUCAUUACCCGUUUUCCCUCUGGACAAGAGGUAUCUCUACAAGAAACAUUACAGGAGAGCAACACACGCAAUCCGUUCAAUGACCACAACCAUGUUAAAUCAUCAGAAGGGAGUGCCUCGGAUGAUGAUUCACCAACUUCACUUACUAGAGUACGCAGCGCUUCGUCAUCUUAUCCGUCUGAAGGCAUCCGUUCUCCGCCAGACCAUUGUGCUUCGCCGCGGUUGGAUACUUGGACAGAAGACUUUAUAGCUGACGUAUCUCACUACGGCACAUAUCCAUUGGGAAAUCCCCCGAGCAAAUCCAGCGCCUCUACCAAUGAUGUGUCAGUAUUGGGCAAUAGAGCUGGUAAGUGUCUUAUGGAAGAAUUAGCUGCAGCUGGUGGAGUUUCGGAUACAGAUACAAGAACAGCGAGUAGGGGUUAUACCCCGAGACCACCGCUUUCAGAUGUUGCUUCCGCCAGUUGUCCACGAGAACAGCUAGACAAGGACUACGACAGCGAUCACUUUGCAACGGCAAGACAGGAACUCCUGGAUGUAUCACAGAGGGCUAUCUUGUCUGUACUAGAUGGUCAAGGCCCGAGUACCUCAGCUAUCCAUGGCAGUUAUCCUGACCUUGGAUUGUCUCACACUAGCUCAUCCGACGAGGAAUUUCCAUUUCGGUCGAACCAUACAAGUUCUAUGGAUCACCUUCGUAGGAGCGCGGAGACAUGCAGGACACACUUUCCUAAAAAGAUACACUGGAAGAAUCAAGGCAAUACUUAUCAUACUAUGCCAGCGGCUAUUGCGCGAGACGGUUCCCGACGAGGCCGACUCCCUGAAGUUUCGCCUCCCUUGGCAAGUACGCUGCAACCUGGGUUCCAUUAUAGGGAAUCCAAUUCAUCUUCUACCACACUAGUCAAACGAAUCCAGAAGUUCAAGUUCAAGAAGUGGAUAAAAAGGUCAUACAGAUCGCGGAAGUCAAAAAGGCAGGGUGGUGCCUACAAGGCGAAAGCAAAACCGACCAAGAGUCGUUGGAAGUCAUUCAAGACGACAAAUAAAACAAAUAAAAGUACUCAGGGGAGGGAGGGGAUGGCACAUCGAUUCAUGAACUCACUUAGACCAAAGCACAGCAUACAGUUUCCCAUACGAGAGAAGUCUAAAGCUGAGCACAGAAGAGUACAAUCCUGUCCACCUUGAAGGUAACUAACCUAAUACAGUAUAAACAUUCAUGUUCCUGGGAGGCGGUUUGAUUGGUCUGGU